GGGAUUGCAGGAUAUUUAAAACUAGACUUCCUAUUGGUUCCACGACGAUCUUAUCGCAGAAUCUGCAAAUGGCCCCGGAAAAUCGAUGGUGUACUCCUUCAAACCAAAACAUUUUCUUUCAUUCACCCAAUCAGAUCAUUCGUAAAUUCUCUUAUUCCGUGAUUUCAGUUGAGACAUUGACCAAGUGAUAUCAACAACAAUAUUUCCCUGGAAUACUGCCAUCUUCGAAUUCUCGUCAUUCAUAUUUAUAUAUCAUCCAUCUCAUCAACAUUGUCGAUGCGCUCAAACUACACUCAACCCAGAAGGACAAAGAUAUAAUUCACAGCCAUCAUGAUGUCGCUACUGGCCUUAUCUCACGAUUUAUCCGUACAAGAAGCGUUAUCGGGCAUCUUUGGAAGUGUCAGCUUAGCAACUUGGAUCUUUUUGCUGGUACCACAACUUAUUUUGAACUACCGGUCUCAGAGUGCCGAUGGAGUAUCAUUGGCCUUCUUGACGGUGUGGUUUAUUGGCGAUGUUACGAAUCUUGCUGGUGCAAUCUGGGCCGAUCUUGUCCCUACAGUAACUGUUCUGGCCAUCUAUUUCUGCAUUGCGGACUUUGUACUUAUCUCACAAUGUUUAUACUACAACAAAAUCAACGCUCAGAAACGCCAAGAAGUGGAAUCCAAUGCCCCAACGGAAGAGGAUCCUCUUAUUGCUCGUCGACGAAGUAACAGCAAUAUUGGACUUCCAGGAUCGCACAGGAGACGCUCCUCAGCGAUGAGUGGAAGUCAACAUCAUGAAGAUACCUUGACCAAGAUUUUGGAAGAAGAUGAUUCACCAGAUGCAAAUGCUUGGGUGAAGAAUAUUGCUAGCAUUUUAUUGGUCAUUGCUGCUGGAACAGCUGGGUGGGCUAUUGCUUGGAGAAGUGGUGUCUGGACGCCUACACCAGAGAAUGGAGGCGACGUUCCCAAGACGAAUGACGUUGCUGUUGGAGCAGAGGUACUAGGAUACUUCAGUGCGAUUUGCUACCUCGGUGCUCGAAUUCCCCAAAUAUUGAAGAACUACAAGGAGAAGUCUUGUGACGGUCUCGCACUCCUUUUCUUCCUUCUCUCAUUGAUGGGAAACCUAACGUAUGGUGCUGGCAUUCUCUUCCAUUCAUUGGAGAAAGAGUAUCUCAUCAUCAACACCCCAUGGCUUAUCGGAUCUUUGGGAACGAUUGUUGAAGAUGCAGUUAUCUUCCUUCAAUUUAGAAUGUAUGCGCCAAAGCCAAGUUCAACAGCUGCUGUUGAAUAGGCGAAGUAUAUGAUGAACGAGUACAAAUUGUAUUUGGGG
Botrytis cinerea B05.10 is the source of this 1311-nucleotide messenger RNA. RefSeq lists its product as hypothetical. Bases 331 to 1272 code for a protein of 313 amino acids. The record is from RefSeq and is a predicted model, not a curated record. Gene Ontology annotation, biological process: basic amino acid transmembrane export from vacuole. Lineage: Eukaryota; Fungi; Ascomycota; Leotiomycetes; Helotiales; Sclerotiniaceae. The transcript has 5 exons. Gene Ontology annotation, cellular component: fungal-type vacuole membrane.